ACAGCAACACACUCGGAGCGCCUCUUUAACUGCGACGUUGUGCACUGACAGCACAUUGUGUUUCUCUCGUCUGUCGCAGUAAACAGAAGAAAAAAAAAAAUGUCCAUAUUUACGCCAACAAACCAAAUCCGACUCACCAACGUGGCGGUGGUGAGGAUGAAGAAAGGAGGGAAGCGGUUUGAAAUCGCCUGCUACAAGAAUAAAGUCAUGAACUGGAGAGCAGGAGCAGAGAAAGACCUGGACGAGGUUCUGCAGACACACUCGGUGUUCGUUAAUGUGUCCAAAGGUCAGGUGGCUAAAAAGGACGACUUGACCAAAACUUUUGGGACAGAUGAUCUGACAGAAAUCUGCAAACAGAUCCUGGCCAAAGGAGAGCUCCAGGUGUCCGACAAGGAAAGGCACAGUCAGCUGGAAACCAUGUUCAGGGACAUCGCGACUAUUGUGGCGGAGAAGUGCGUCAACCCGGAGACGAAGAGGCCGUACACGGUCAGUCUCAUCGAGCGGGCGAUGAAGGACAUCCACUACUCUGUCAAGGCCGGAAAGAGCACUAAACAGCAGGCUCUGGAAGUGAUCCGGCAGCUGAAGGAGACCAUGGAGAUCCAGAGAGCCCACAUGAGGCUGCGAUUGGUGCUGCCAGCCAAGGAGGGCAAGAGGCUGAAGGAGAAGCUGAAGCCGCUGCUGCAGGUUGUGGAGAGUGAAGACUUCGACGAGGAGCUGGAAAUGGUGUGUCUGGUGGAUCCCGGCUGCUUCAGGGAGAUCGAUGAGCUGAUCCGCUGUGAGACUAAAGGCCGAGGUUCUCUGGAGGUUCUCAGUCUGAAGGACGUAGAGGAGGGAGAGGAGAAAUUCUAGUAGCAACCAGUCGGGACUCUGCACCUUAUCCACACUAACACACUUCACUGCGGCACACAGACAGCUCGACUCGUUGAACAGACUCUGUUUAUGAGGAGAGUCUUGCUAAUUGCAGCCAUUCCUGUUACUCGGACUCUCUACGUUCAAAGGAUUUAUUAAAAAUGAUUUGCCAGAUUUGCAUGCUGGGUGGAAUGUAUUUUUUAAAAAUAAGUUUGAGCGUUUAUACGUAAACUAAACAGUUCAAGGCUGAAUUUACAGUAUUUGUUUUAUUUCAGAACUUCUGGACCGUUAACAGAACUUCGUCUCUGCCUUCCAUCUGACUUCGUGUGCCAUGUAGUCUCGCUCAAUAUCUCGAUUUUAUGGAUCAUUUCUUUAACCCAAAUAAUGUAUAUUUUUGUCAUAAUGAAAUGAGUUUGCUCUGUAGUAAAUAAAUAUAUAACAAAAUA
Molecule: messenger RNA, 1295 nt
Organism: Dicentrarchus labrax (European seabass)
Lineage: Eukaryota; Metazoa; Chordata; Actinopteri; Moronidae
Gene: sbds
Product: SBDS ribosome maturation factor
Exons: 5
Coding region: 100-849 (249 amino acids)
Biological process (GO): cytosolic ribosome assembly; ribosome biogenesis
Source: RefSeq, a predicted model, not a curated record